This is a messenger RNA of Penicillium alfredii, 1488 nucleotides long. It is a transcript of the gene gprM, whose product is annotated as protein gprM. The coding region runs from base 1 to 1488 and encodes 495 amino acids. The transcript is spliced from 5 exons. Lineage: Eukaryota; Fungi; Ascomycota; Eurotiomycetes; Eurotiales; Aspergillaceae. The record is from RefSeq and is a predicted model, not a curated record.
AUGGCGCAACCGGCCUUCAACGGACAUUGUCCCGUUCCCUUUCUCCAGGAGACCCUGUUUCCUCCAUCCGGUGGAUUCAUUGGAGGACGAUAUUGUGAAACCAUUGCCGGCUCGAAUAUCUCAUGCUGCUUGCCUUGCCCCCUCGCCGACUGGCGAUAUGACAACCGCCUCAUCCAAAAGACCGAUGUCGCCAGCUGGAUCAGUGUUGCCAUCCUCCCGCUUUGUAUUUUCUUGCUGGUCUCAUACGCUGUACUCCCUGUCAAAUGGACCCAUCGCCAUUACUUGAGUGUCUGCUUCACCUUGGGCAUCUGUUGCAUGGAGAUCGCCUUCAUCAUCCCCCUUGGAGCCAAACCGAAGCAAUGCCACAAUGCCAUCACGCCUAACGAUAUGCACUCUGACCUCUCCUGUGCUUUCUCGGGAUCUUUCUUGCUAUUCGGUGGCUGGAUGGUGGUGAUGUGGAGUUUCAUUCGCACAAUUGCCUUCCACCUCCAGGUGUGUUGGGAGGUAGUGCUGGGCAAAAAGUUCAUGUGGGGAGCCUUUGUGUGCGGGUUUGGCAUUCCGGCCCUCGGGCUGACGGUGAUGCUCCUGUUGACGGGGGUGUCAUUUCGGUUUGGCGAGAUCUGUCAUAUCAACGUGGCCCAUGGGCUGCAGGACUACUGGAUCCCCAUCAUGGCAUUUGCGACGGCGGCGCUGAUCCUGCAACUCACCACGAUGGCCUACUGCAUCCACAUCUACAUCCGCUCGCUCUUCGACAAGACCACCACAGCCACCAACAACAGCUCCGGUCUGCCCUCGUAUGCCGCCAGCGUGCGCACCAUGACAGCACGACAGGCCUACCGCCGCGUGCGACGGGUGCUACAGCUCCAAUGGCGCGGCGUCACACUGGUACUGAUCAUCAUCGCGAACGUAAUAUUCUUCGCGGUAGCCUUCAUCGACCUCGACCGGGCCGUCGAGCCCAACGCCGCCAACACCCAGCACGCCAAGCCGUGGUUAACGUGUCUGGUACUAUCCGGCGGCGACAAGGCACAGUGCCGCAACAGUGCAUCAGCAAUCGGCCCCAACGAAGCGACCCUGCUCGCAGUGGUGAUCCUGCUGUCGCUGGUGGGCUUCUGGAACUUCCUGCUGUUCGCCCGACCGUCCAUGUUUGCGGGCUGGCUGGACUUGUACCAGCGUGCCGUUACGCGCCAGCAGGAAUCCGGCUCCACCGAUGACCAGCGUCGCUUUCUAGACCACAAGGGUUUCGAGAUGCUCACCACCUCAGCCAAGACCCCGGAGCCUUCUUUCGUGCCGUCGCCCAACCCCGCUCACACCCCGGCCCGGAGCCCUAUCACUAGCCCCAGCCCGUCGGGGGACCGUGGCCAUCUCGGCCAGGAGGCUCGCUAUGUUCGUCCGUCGAUGAGCUUCUCCUCGCCUCAUGCUCCCAACUCGGGUCCCGGUGGUCGUGAAUGGGAUCCGGUGGCGACCUUUGCUCCGGGGUAUGCACGAUAA